This is a messenger RNA of Emericellopsis atlantica, 2118 nucleotides long. RefSeq names its product fungal-specific transcription factor. Gene Ontology annotation, biological process: DNA-templated transcription; positive regulation of transcription from RNA polymerase II promoter by galactose. The transcript is spliced from 3 exons. The record is from RefSeq and is a predicted model, not a curated record. Gene Ontology annotation, cellular component: nucleus. The coding region runs from base 1 to 2118 and encodes 705 amino acids. NCBI's taxonomy places the organism in Eukaryota, Fungi, Ascomycota, Sordariomycetes, Hypocreales, Bionectriaceae. Gene Ontology annotation, molecular function: zinc ion binding; DNA-binding transcription factor activity, RNA polymerase II-specific; RNA polymerase II cis-regulatory region sequence-specific DNA binding.
AUGGAGCAAAUUGUAUCCGCCAAACGUGAGCAGCAGACCACGCAGAGCCCACCAAACGCGUCCGCAGGACGCAAGGUCAAUCGUUCCUGUCUCGAGUGCACGAGACGCAAGGUCAAAUGUGACGGGGCGGAGCCGUGCCGCAGCUGUGUCCGGUAUCGCUGCCAGGAUGCCUGUGUAUAUCGCCAGCGAUCAAAGCGUCACGCCGUGAGCAGAAGCACCUUUGACAAGGUAACGGAGCAGCUUCAGACACAGGCCCGUAUCCUCACCUUUCUCUUCCCUGGUCUGAGCCUAGACGAGGUUGCCGUCAAGAGCGAGGACGAACUACGGGCUCUGCUUGGCGUCGCUCCCGGCGGUGUCACGCCGUCAUCUCCCCGGCAGCGUGCUGGGCAGCACCAUCUACUCCCGCAGCAGCAACAGCAGCAUCCGCACCCGCACCCGCACCCGCACCCGCACCCGCACUUCCUCCGACCCCCCUCCGUCACCGACGUGGGCGAUUCGGCUGCCGUCUCGGAGAAUGGCGACGCACCUGCCGAUCGCCGAUGGGAGGAGCUGCCCGACCAGCCAGGGAACGUCGCCCACGACGAUGUCAACGCAAUGGGCCUCGUCACCGACGACCAGGUCCGCUCGUAUCUGGGCAUGACCUCGAUGAGCGCCGUCAUCCGGGCCAUCUUUCGUCUCUGGCCCGCUGCCAAGGAGCACACGGCCCAGUGCUCCAAGAUGUGGUCCACCAUACCGGGCCAGCCGCUGCCGGGCAUCCCCUUUCUCGAGAGAGACCCGGCUCUCAACCGUCUCAAGGAGCGAAGAUGCAUCGAUUUUUACUUUGACCACAUCCAUGCCAUCACGCCUUUUAUAGAUGAAGAAGAGUUCCGCCAGGAAUUUGCGAGGGGAACGCGGCAAGAUGCGUCUUGGCAAGGUCUCGUCAACAUGGUCUUUGUCCUGGGGUCCAUCGCCUCUGGCAGUGACAGUCUACACGAGGGCUACUACCGUCAAGCGAGGUCCUUCAUUGGCCUCGAGAGCCUCGGGGCAGGUAAUCUCGAGAGCCUGCAGGCGCUGUGCCUCCUGGGAGGGUACUAUUUGCAUUAUCGCAACUCCCCCAACAUGGCAUACAGCGUGCUCGGUGCGGCCCAUCGGGUGGCCAUUGCACUCGGUCUGCAUCGCGAGCCCAGGCGGCGUCCCAACUUUCAGAGCAUGGAGGAGGCAGCGUGGCACCAGCGCAAGGUCGAGACGAGGAGGCGGACGUGGUGGAGUCUCUUCUGCCUCGACACAUGGGGUGCCAUGACCCAGGGCCGGCCGACGUGCGGUCGAUGGGACAGCAGCACCAUGGACACGCUCUUCCCCACCGCGUCGUCCCCGGACGACUACAUGACCAUCUCCCUGCAGGUCAGCUCCGAGUUUUGCCUCAUUUGCGACCGCAUGCAGCAGCGGUUCGCGCGCUCCGGGCGGCUCUCGACGCAGGAGGUCAUGGACUUUGACACGGAGCUCGUCACCUGGUACCAGACGGUGCCGCCGACGCUGACGGACCCGACGCUCUCGCCGCCGCGGUUCCUCGCCGCGCGCGAGUUUAUGCGCACGCGCUACCUCAACGCGCGGAUGUUGCUGACGCGCUCGUCGUUCCUCUACAUUGCCAACGGCCACCGGCAGAACCUCAGCGAGCUGACGCCCGAGUCGCGGCACCUGCUCAACGAGUGCUGCAGCGUCGCGAGCCAGACCAUUGACGCCAUCGCCCUCUACUGGACGCCCAACCGCUUCCACGUGUGGAACGCCAACUGGUACCUCUUCCAAGCGUGCAUGGCGCCCCUGCUCGCGCUGGCCGUCGACAAGAACAUGCCCACCUCUGCCGUGGACAGCACCGCCGUCUGGCGCGCCAACCUGGGCAAGGCCCUCGAGACGUUUGCCGAGAUGCGGCCCUGGAUGAAGGCGACGGAUCACUCGCCCGACAUCAUCUCCGCGCUGUACGAGGCGAUGACGGCGGACUACGAGGGUGCCUUUUCGACGCCCUCGGGCACCGGCAGUCUUGAUUUGUUUGGCUGGUACGACGACCAGCUGGCCGAGCUGGACUGGAGCACGUUUCUGGGGGGCGAGAACAUAACGUUCCAGAGCAUCUUUCCCACGCCCUGA